Tripterygium wilfordii is the source of this 680-nucleotide messenger RNA. RefSeq lists its product as uncharacterized. Bases 56 to 589 code for a protein of 177 amino acids. Lineage: Eukaryota; Viridiplantae; Streptophyta; Magnoliopsida; Celastrales; Celastraceae. The record is from RefSeq and is a predicted model, not a curated record. The transcript has a single exon.
AGCAACAACAAUUAAAGAGGGAGAGAGAGAGAGAGGGAGAGAGAGCGAGGGAGAGAUGUCCCAAGCAACAACAUUUGAAGACCUGAAAGCUAAAGCUGAGGUGUACUAUGGAGAUGAGAUAUGCAGAGAGAAGUUUAGGCAUCUGUUAACGGAGAUAGGGUUCCCUGAUGGGUUGGUUAUAACUCUUCAAGAGAUAGAGGAAUAUGGUCAUGUGAGGGACACUGGCUUUGUUUGGCUCAAGCACAAGAAGAAGAAUAAGGAGGAGAAGAAGAAGAAUGAGUUCUUCAAGUUUGAUAACAUAUUUAUCUGGCAUGACACAGAAGUCACAGCCUAUUUUGAGCCCAACAAGAUCAAGAAUCUCACUGGUGUUAAGGCAAAGGAUUUCUUGAUUUGGAUUACUUUGAGUGAAAUUUAUGUAAAUGGUGAUCAUGGAGCUGCUUCUCCAUCAUCAAUGAUCACUUUCAGAACUCCAGCUGGGUUGUCGAAGUCAUUUCCUUCGUCUGUCUUUGAGCUUGGGAAUACUCCUCUCAUGGUCCAUAAGGAGAUUGCAGAAGCAAAGGAGGGAGAUUCCUCCAAAAUUGAAAUGUAAACACAACUCAUUUUCAUGUAAACUAAUUUUAUUGGUCACUUAUGACUUGCUAUAUAUAAUUCUCUCUUUCCAUUUCUUUUGUAGUUUUUAG